AUGGAGCAAUUUGUAUUGUGCAAUUAUUCAGUUUCAACAGCAGAAGAAUUGCCUAUCUCUGGUUAUUAUGAUAUGCAGAUUGAUAUCACUGGGAAAAUAAUUGUUGAAGUCCGUCUUAGUCUAAGCAAUAAAAUCAAGAAUUCUUUUGAUCUCUGUGAGUUGAGAAUUCCAAUUUACAACCGUGGUCUUGUUCAGUCAUAUGAUGUGAAUGCUAGUCAAGGAAGUGUGCAGUUGGUUGAAAAAAGAAUGCUUGUGUGGAACAUUGGUCAAAAGUUUCCCAGUAAGAAUUUGGAAGUUUUCCUCACUUCAUCUCUACAGAUGAAUAAACAAUUGCCAACUCCACCUGACAUGUAUGAAGAUCCUUUCUGUGUUGGAUUGAACUCUUAUGUUCUGCUCAACUUCCGUAUUUCAGACUUUACUCAGUCUGGCUGCCAUGUGGAUUCAAAAUCCAUGCAGGUUUCAGGAAAAUCAAAAUGCAAACUUACAACUGUUCAUGAAUACAUUUCUUUUCAUUAUCAACUAUGGAAUAUACGAGGAGAGGCUUUGAACCAAAAGCCCAAAAGCUGA
Acanthosepion pharaonis is the source of this 567-nucleotide messenger RNA. NCBI's taxonomy places the organism in Eukaryota, Metazoa, Mollusca, Cephalopoda, Sepiida, Sepiidae. The record is from the annotation of a GenBank genome assembly.